AUGCCAGAUCUAGAUCCAAUUACACUCGAGCAGCUUCAAGCAAUGCCUAAUGAAGUCAAUUCAUAUGUUCAUGUAUUCCAACAAGCAGCACACAUUUUGCAAGAAAAUUUCACUUCAGACUUAAAUUUAGUUAUAAUAAAGGCACGCAGUGAACAACAAUAUACUGUACCUGUUGCAUCAGAAAUUGCUAUUCUUAUAGUAGGAGAUGGUCAAGAAUUUGAACUAUCUAAUCGAGAUAUUAUGCUUCGCAUACAGGGUGAUGAACCUGGAUGGUAUUCUAAUAUUCCUAUAUGCAAUACAGCACAAGUAAAUAGUAAUGAUAUUGAAAAUGAAAAUUUUCAAGAUGAAGACACUAAAUUACGUCGCAUUACAAUGAUACAAUACUAUUCUUAUCGUUUACAAAUAAGACAACUGGAAUCAUUUGUGUUGCAUAGAAGUGGUCGUCUUUUUCAACAAUAUAUAGUUGAUGCAUAUGUCUGUAUUAAGCAGAACCGGCUUAAUUACUUAAAAUAUAAUCAAAAACAAAUUCGUGCUGAAUUGUAUAGUGGAUUACAAAAUGCCCUCUUUGUUCAUGAUGAGCUGCCUCAAAAUGGAUCACGUAUUGGUUAUCGAAUUGUACUUCUAUCCAGCUUUAUUGGAGAAGAAAAAUCUUAUUAUAGUGCAGAUACUUUGGACCAAAAUUCAGAAAUGUAUGAUUCAACUCAAGAGAAUCUAUACUCUAUUGAAUUUUUAAAUUCAUUAAA
This is a messenger RNA of Acaulospora morrowiae, 743 nucleotides long. NCBI's taxonomy places the organism in Eukaryota, Fungi, Glomeromycota, Glomeromycetes, Diversisporales, Acaulosporaceae. The record is from the annotation of a GenBank genome assembly.